This is a messenger RNA of Ilyonectria robusta, 1339 nucleotides long. RefSeq lists its product as uncharacterized. The record is from RefSeq and is a predicted model, not a curated record. The transcript is spliced from 2 exons. NCBI's taxonomy places the organism in Eukaryota, Fungi, Ascomycota, Sordariomycetes, Hypocreales, Nectriaceae. Bases 178 to 1320 code for a protein of 380 amino acids.
CACACCAGCUGCGACUGCAGCCAACGGCAGUUCUUUGACAACUUCUCGGACCACGUCAGCCGCUUCCCCUCUUCUCCCUCCCUGACUGUCGUCGCGAAUCGCGGGUUUCAGCUCUGGCCGUGCCGAGCCUCGAGUUUAUCGAACCCCGACAACCUUGCCCGACAUCCAGAUACCGAUAUGCCAUCCUCGCCGCAUACCCCGAGGCACUCUCGGAACUCCUCGGCCUUCGAUAGCUACUCAGGCUCGCCUCGGAACAGACGCCUAUCUAAAUCCUCGGUGCAAGAUUCGUCGACGCCGUACCGAAACAGCUUCAACCAAACCGAUGAGUUAGAUAUGAGCGUGCUUGCCAGCGGGGGAGCAGCCGCCGGGAAUGGCAUGGGGAAUUUGGCAGAUGAGUUGGCAGAUGCAUUCUCGGACUCGGGAGAUGAGGGUGAAUACGAUGAUGGGGACCUGGAUGGCGAGUCGCUGGGCCCUGACGAGGGGCAUCCGGAUGAGGCGAGUGGCACAAAGGGUAUCAACAGCCCACAGGGACACGAUAGCGAUAGGGUAGCGCCUGCGAGCCUUACCUUGCUCUCGCCACGGCGGGGACAUCAGAGACAAAAGAGCGAGUACGACGGGAGCGAGUAUGGGUCAGAGUCGGAUCUCGAGUCUCCCGGCAUGCCUCCUGGUCUGGUGGCCAAGAUUGAUGCCGUGGAAUCUUUGGCCCGGCGGGGGAAUGAGAAUGUCGGUGGACCAGCUGAUGAUGUCUUCAAGAGAGUUACGACCGGGCUGCGGGACCUCGGAUCACAAUCUAGCGUAGAGGCCAGCGCCUCGAGGUUGAUAACAGCACAUUCAGCGCUGACGACGCAUUUGACCCACCAAACUCGCCAAAUACACAACCUGACGUUUCCUUUGUUAUCCCCACUGGCUCCGCCUCCAGACGAGGAGACGAUCGAAGAGCUUGUACCAUUACUCCUGUCGCUUUCGGACAACAUGCCUCGACCUUCAACAUCAGCCUUCAACUCGCUGACGGCGCUGCACACGAUUACGUCGGAUUUGGUCCAGACUCUGAAUUAUCUUUCUGACACUCUACACAUGUCUCGUCAGACGACAACAAUGGCAACCAGGCGGUUGAGGAGUGCCAAGGAGAUUGUGGCCGAGAUGAGACGGGAAGAGGAGCUUAAGGAGGAAGGCGAGCGGUGGCUAACACGAGGCAACUGGGGUGAGCGACUGGAGAAGAGGGAAUGCGCGGGGGUGUGCGGGGAUGUGAUUGGAGGAUUUGAAGAAGUUUGCAAUGGAUGGCGAGAGAGACUGCUCGCGCAGGCAGAGUCUCAAGCGUAGGGACGAAUUGAGCCGGAAA